UGGAAAGCUGUUUAGGAGAUGAUGGAACUAUUCUGAGGUUUUCCGUGCAAUUUCAAGUUAGCAGAGUUUUUAAACAAAUUGGAUUUCAAUGUUUUGGAGAAUUUCGGAUAUUUAUUAUUAGUGCGCCAUUAUUCCCCGGUCUUCUGUAACUAUAGUGAUCAAGACCCAUCUGCAGAACGCUUUACUAGAUGUGUGAAGGCAUCGAUGCAAUAAUCAGCAGAAAUUAAACGGAUGUUACUACACACCCGAAGGCUCAGAAUUUCGGUCUUCUGCGGUUUUACGCUCUGUAUCUCUAGCUCUCGCGCUAAACAAAUCUGCGUUGAAAGAGGCAGUGUCAAUCUUCCGUUGGCAGCUUUGGGACGUUUACGAACUUACGUUUUCUACCCCUAAAUCCAGGAUAGAAGUAUUAGACAGAAGAGGAUUGCCACUUUUCUGUUCUGCAAGUCAAGAUUUUCUUUUGAAAAGAAAAAAAUGUCAAAUGCAGCAAACGCUACAAAUCUUUUCUGUGGCGCAGAUACCUCCACAUUGUCUCUGGUAGCUCAAGUGUCAUUGUAUGUUAUAGUAAUGCUGGUAUCAUUGAUCGGGAACUCCCUUGUUUUCGCCGUCGUUUUGAAGAACCGCAGAAUGCGAACGCCGGUAAAUUUCUUUGUCAUUAACAUGGCUGCUGCGGACAUUCUCAUAACGGUCUUCUACAUGCCCAGGAUGAUUUCACGCAUUUUUCUCGGCUCUGAAUGGGGAAUAAGCGGCGGCCUCGGACAUUUUCUUUGCAAAAUUGCUCCGAUAACCCAAGAACUUUCUGCAUCAGUUUCUGUCUUAACUCUCAUUGUGAUGGCUGUGGAUCGGUUCUUUGCUGUUUUGUUUCCUUUAAAACGAAUCAUCACUAACCUGGUCGCGAAGGCGUCUAUCGCGUUGGUGUGGAUAAUCGCCGCGGCCGUCCGCUCGCCGAUGUUCUACGCUUUACGCCUCACGCAAAGGGAGGACGGCAAAACGUUCUGUGUACUUCAAAUGGAAUCUCAAACGGCGUCGGAUUUUUACUCAAAGUUCGCAUUUGUUCUGUUCUAUGUAAUCCCCUUGUUUGUUCUUACUGUACUUUACAGCGCUAUACUGGUGACUCUCAAGAAGCAGAAGCUCGUGGGAGAAGAUUUAACAAAUACACAGAAAAGAUACAAGAAUCGUUUGAAACGAACACGGAAAGUGAUGAACAUGGUGUUUACUAUCGUGUUUGUUUUUGCAUUUGGCUGGUGCCUUCACUUCUUCUUUCCGAUCCUUUCAAAUCGUUACGGUUUAAAGGUGUGCAAGUUAGUGUUUCCAGCUUUCUUUUUGGGGCAUGCCACUAGUGCAAUUAAUCCCUGCAUCUACCUGAUUUUUAUAGAAAAUUAUCGGCGCGGCUUCCGCGAGAUUUUAAAUCCUCUUUGUCUAACGUGCUUUAACCGAGUGAUUCUGAACUCAAGAGUUGGGACACAGGAUUGUACCGAUUUUACUGUGAGACGCAGGGAAAGUCACAAUGAGAGUCUCACUCUAGGUACACUGGAUUGUGAACGCACAGUAAGGUCAAGAACGGUCCAAGUUCUUCCAGCAUCCACUUCUUAGCUUGACAGAGCAACACUUCUAUGGCCAGUUGCUUAAACAGAGUUAGGCUGUUUAUCUCUUAAAACUACACGAUAGCUAGAUCGGAUUUAGCCAAGGAUCGUAGCUAAACAAUAGUUUUGUUAACAGGGUAAAAAAAAAAAAAAAAAAAGCCUGUGCACUGGAGAAACCUCUGUUUUCCCCAAUUAUGAUCAAGAAAUUUCCAAGUUCCACACUUGUCUGAACCGUCUCCCAAGUUGGAAUUCGUUCCAGUAACCUGCUCUUAUUACUCUACCUUGAG
This is a messenger RNA of Stylophora pistillata, 1867 nucleotides long. RefSeq names its product QRFP-like peptide receptor. Gene Ontology annotation, biological process: G protein-coupled receptor signaling pathway. Gene Ontology annotation, molecular function: G protein-coupled receptor activity. The record is from RefSeq and is a predicted model, not a curated record. Gene Ontology annotation, cellular component: plasma membrane. NCBI's taxonomy places the organism in Eukaryota, Metazoa, Cnidaria, Anthozoa, Scleractinia, Pocilloporidae.